Molecule: messenger RNA, 4978 nt
Organism: Pocillopora verrucosa
Lineage: Eukaryota; Metazoa; Cnidaria; Anthozoa; Scleractinia; Pocilloporidae
Source: RefSeq, a predicted model, not a curated record
AUGGCAUCAGCUACUCCUUCACCUCUUGCCAGUUCUGUAGAGAAGACAAAUGGAGCCAAGAUCAGCCGACUUCUCAUCGAUGGUGGAACAACAGUUCUUAGGAGCAUUUUCAAUGGAUAUCAUCCCCCAGCAAGUCUUUCAGCCGUGCUGAAUACAAACUAUUUAACUCUUCAAAAUCUGUUGAGAAGAAGGAUCCUACACAAACCUCAAUGGGAUCUAUUGUUUCCUCCAAGCAGUGCUCCUCCAGACUCCCAAACAUUCGAUAUCACUCUUUUAUUCCUCCUGUUAACCAACAUUUGUGGUCUCUACCCACCCCACUCUGGGUGGCACAACAAACCACCUCCAAGUGACAACUCCCUUGAAGCAAAUCUUGCUCGCAUAAAGUUUUACCGCAAUGAAUUGUAUGGCCAUGUUACCACAACUGGUAUUGCUGAUCCAACUUUCUCAACUCUGUGGCAGGAGAUCAGUGUUGUUCUUGUUGCUCUCGGCUUGCAGCAGGCAGAAAUUGACAGAUUGAAGGUUGAGCGUUGUGGAGAGCAGGAGUACCUUGAUGCGUUGCACAAGUGGGCUGAUUCUGAUGCAGAUAUAAAAUCACAGCUGAAGGACAUACGGGAUAUUGACACCAAAGUGCUGCAAACUGUUGAUGAAAAUAAAGCAAAGCUGGAUGAAGUUCAUCAGUUACAGAAGAACUUGCAAGAAUCUGUGCAGAGCCAACAGCAAGACACCAUUCACAAUUUGAAUAAAGAGAAGGAGAGGAUCAGGGAUGACGAAGUCCUUGCGAAACUAGCAAACGUGGAUAAUUUAAGUGAAAUUAGAAGCCAUGCAAGCAGAUAUGUUGAGGGAACUCGGUUAUCGAUCAUUGCAGCAGUUGAGAGAUGGUUAGACGACAAAAGUUCUCCAAAUAGAGUGGUUGUUAUUAGUGGAAAUGCGGGGAUGGGAAAGUCUGUAAUCUCAGCUGUCUUGUGCCGAAAGAUGUUAGAGGCUGGAAGAUUGUCAGGGAGCCACUUCUGUCGGCAUAACAAGGCACGCCGGAGAAAUCCCAAAGUGAUGCUGCAGUCGUUAGCCUGUCAGCUUUCAGACUCGCUUCCAGAGUACAGGAAGGCUCUCGUGAAGAAGUUGUCGAGAAAUCUGGGCGUUGAAAUUGGAGACAUGGAAGUGGAAGAACUGUUUGAAUUCUUGUUUAAAGAACCUCUUUCAGAUUUGAAAGAUCCAGACUCUAUCCAUCUCAUGGUUAUAGAUGGCUUAGACGAAAGUGAAUACCAGGGGCGUAAUGAGCUUUUAAAUGUGAUUGCAGAUUACUUUAAGACGCUUCCGUGUUGGAUACGAUUUGUGGUAACAACGCGACCUGAAAUGAACAUCUCAGAGAAGAUUCAAGACUUAAAUCCCAUACAGCUGAACCCAAACGAUCAAGAAAACUUGAUGGACGUUAGGCUUUGCUUUCAAGAGCAACUGGAACAUGUUCUGCAAUCUGAUUGUCAAGAUACCAUCUUAGAGAAGCUCGUUGAAAAGUCAGAAGGAGUCAUGUUAUAUACCUAUUACCUGACAGAGUUCAUUAAGAAGAAUGCUGUACGUAUGAAUGCUGCUGAAGUGAUCAACAGCGACUUGCCAUCAGGUAUUUCGUCCGUUUAUCAAGACUACUUCAAACGCCUGAAAAAUGAAAUGCAGAAAGAACUAGGUAUCACCGAAGAGCAAUUCUUUGAUCUUUUAAAUGCCAUGGUGGCAGCAAGAGAACCAUUACCUGUCGAGUUUGUCUACAAGUUGUUCCUUUCAAAAGAAUGGUCAUCGGCUGAUGAGCAAAAAGUACGAGACGCAGUUGAUUGUAUCUCGGCUCUUCUACCCAUUGAGGGCGAGUGCAUUGACUUCUUUCACAAGUCAGUCAAGGACUGGUUGGUCGAGGAGUCUACUUCGAGGCAAAAGAAGUUUAUUGUUAGCGGAAAAGAAUGUCAUCGCGUCAUUGCAAAGCUUUGCAGAGAUGAACUAGAUGAAUUGAAACUUAAAGGGAUCCAGAGUUCAACACUGAAACAGACGUCGAGGUAUGCCUUGCAGCAUGGUGUUCAGCAUAUACUUGAGGUAGAAGAGAAUGCUCGUCCAUGUAGCCUGGACGACAUUGUAAAGAAUUAUGUUUUGGACCUAGAAUUGGUCUAUGCAAAGCUAACUGUGAAGAGUACAGCAGCCACUGAAGAUGUUCUUUGCGUACAAGAGAAGGAAAAUACAAAUGGUUUGUCAAAGAAUUGCAGAGAAGCCCUGGAGACGUUAUUGUUGCUGUUGUGGAAGCAUUUAAGUACUCUUUCAAAACUUCCUCAUGCCAUCUUUCAAAUCUUGUUGAAUGAAGGAGGACGUGAACUGUCUGCGGAGGCAUUAAGCUUGCUAAACACCAAGUAUGCGGACUUACCAUACAUGGAAUAUUUGCGAAAGAAGGAGGAAAGAACAGAUGUUCUACUGCGGUUUUCUGCCUCAGAUAAGGUGAUCUCCUUUGAUGUCUCACCAAAUCAGGACUACCUGGUAUGCGAGUGUUGGAAGCACACAAUUCAUCUGUGGUCGCUCCGUACUGGCCAGCUUAUGUGGACACGCUCUGCGCUGGUAUCAAACAAUGAUUUUCAGGAUUACCAAGGGAAAGCAUGGGAUUUCCUUUUCCCAUUUUACCAGUCAGUAGUUUUCCAUCCAACCUUAGACCUGAUCUUACAUGGGACUCUGUGUCAGCGCUAUACCUUGGUCGGAGACGUGAAACCUCUUUUCCGUUCGAGCGAGUGCCGGUUCCGAGUUUGUUCAAUAUCUGGUGACAAAACCACGAUGCUGACUGACUGUCUGGACAGGAGGAAUUGCGUCAUCCAGUGGAGUCUAAAAGAUGGAAAUGAAAUUAGUUGUUUUACACACAAAUGCGAAAUUUUAUCUUUUGCUUGGUCUGCUAGUGGAAGACGGAUGGUGAUCGUCGAUUCUGACAAGUGCGCAUACCUCAUUGACAUGAAUGAUGGAGUUGAGACUCUAAUGUGUGCUUCAGUUCGGUCACGAUAUGUUAAGUUAACUCCUGACGGCCGGUUUUUUUUCUGUUUACUUGAGGAUGAACGUCAUUGGUAUUCGAAGCCCAAGCUUUUUUGUUUAGAUAUUGACAGGAACACUAAGUCAAUGUAUAGUUCGGAUUGCAUUUUUGGGACGAGUUCCUACCAGUACGCCUCAGAAUUUGAAACUUGCAAUGAAAGUGGUUUCUUAUCAGGAGAUCCCUUUUGGUAUCUAUCUGGAGGAAAAUUCACAUCUGUGGAUUUUGCACUUGUACUAGAAAAGCAGAUGUUACUAAGAGUUUCCCCUCACAGUGAAGUGAUUGAAAUGUGUCGCCUUAAUGACGUAAGGGAGUGGAGAGGUGAGAGAACCGAAAAUAACGAUCUAACGGAACAUAACCUACCAGAAAUCAACGAUAUGCUGGAACAGAUAGCUGAAAUCGAUGUUCUGUCAGGACUGAUAGCUGACGUUGCUGAUCCAUCAGAACAGAGAGCUGAACUCGAUGAUCAGGAACAACAGGAACCUCUACUUGAGGACAUGGAGGAAAACGGUUUUGUUGGAUAUGAUCUCUUUUUAACAGGUUUUGACGUUCAUUUCUCUGUUGAUGGUGACUCUCUUUAUACCGUGGAAGGUACAAGGAUCCAGCGAAUAAAUCUUGUGGCUGGCGAUGUUUUAAGUAAAAGGAUCAGAAAAAUGGAAUAUAUGAUUCUUGCACCUGUUGUGUCUGUACGUGUUGUGCCCGUCAAAAGAGGUGUCCUAUUUCGAACAGGUAGUGGCUCGCUUGAGUUGUGGAACCCUGAGUUGUCUGUUUGCAUGAAAAGGUGGACUGAGUUUUCUGUCGAUGAUGUUGUACCCUUAUCAGAGGAACGAGUCACCUUGAAAACGAAAUAUUACUUUGAUGACAGAUGGGAAGUCACCAUUCUAGAUACAACGAGUGAACAAAUUGUGUCAAAGAUUGGAAAUUUUGAUGGUCUUUUUUUGGCAUGUAAUAAUAAAUGGGAAGUGCUAACCACCACUGAUGGAGAGUCACUGCAGCUGUGGCGUGAAAACCGAGUGCUAUGGGAAACUUCUGUUCAGGAGGAUCUACUCAGCUGUCACAAAAGGGUUUUAUUUUCUCCUACUGAAGAAAACGUCGUCAUUUAUGGUGCACCUGGCUCUUACGUCCUCGACGCAGUUUCGGGAAAAGUGAUUCGUCAAUUGGAGAACAUGGCUGUAGCUGAUAUUAAGUUUAUCAGUAACGAGGACUGCGUUGUAGGCUUGAAUGAUCCAAGAGGUUUGUGUCUUCGAUUAUACAACGUUAAAUCUGGUGAUCUCCUUAGUGAAAUUGUAGAGCAACGACAAUUUCAAAGUCUUGCAGUUUGUCCUCAUAAGCGCUUGGUCGCAAUUGGUAGCUUUAGACACUCCAAGUACCAUUUUGAAAUCAUUCAAGCGAAGCUGCCAGGUGACAAAGAAAAGACAAACAUCGAAAGGUUGAACCUCCCAGAGUAAGACAUCUACAGAGAUUUACAGUUUCGUUGCUGAAUGGGAAAGACAUUGUCAGAAAGGCUGUAUUCCGCUGAUUCCUUUGGAUUCGAGUGGUUACGAUCUUCUAGUCCCGACAUCUGAACAGGAGAGACCGCUGAUCAAGAUUGGAGCGAGUACAAGAAUGAUUUUAGUGACAAAGCUGUUCAAGGUUUUAAAUUAUAUUUUUUUUGUAGAGACUUCAUGAACAUUUUUAACUGUUCCCAGCGUCAACUUAAGACAAACAUUUAACCCUGUAACUCCCAUGAGUGACCAAGACAGAAUUUCUCCUUACAAAAUCAAUAGAAUAUCAACCAGAUAAGUUAUGAGAAUAAAGAAAAAUCUCAAUUUGGGGAUAAUUUGUUGAUCCAAUACUAAAUUCCCUGAACUAACUUUUUAAAAAUUUUAUGUUUGACUGUAAGGAGAAUUACAAAUUUGAUCUGGGAGUUAAAGGGUUAACGAUCUAUCUUAUUGCUCUUGUGGU